GUAAUAAGCUGGAGAAGGGGAGCGAAGCUGGAGUUGACACAGACAAACUGUCAGAAAGGAACAGCCUGGGCUGUGUGGAGAUCUGAGCCAUGGACUUCCCCCAGCACAGCCAUCAUGUCCUGGAACAGCUGAACCAGCAGCGGCAGCUGGGGCUCCUGUGUGAUUGCACCUUCGUGGUGGAUGGUGUUAACUUCAAGGCCCAUAAGGCAGUGCUGGCAGCGUGCAGCGAGUACUUCAAGAUGCUCUUCGUGGACCAGAAGGAUGUGGUGCACCUGGACAUCAGUAACGCGGCAGGCUUGGGGCAGGUGCUGGAGUUCAUGUACACGGCCAAGCUGAGCCUGAGCCCUGAGAACGUGGAUGACGUGCUGGCUGUGGCCAGCUUCCUCCAGAUGCAGGACAUCGUCACGGCCUGCCACACCCUCAAGUCACUCGCUGAACCAGUCACCAGCCCUGGGGAAAAUAUGGAGGCCCCAGCUUCAGAAGGAGGAGACCGGAGAGCCAAAGAAAAGGCUGCCGCCACCAGGCUGAGCAGGCUGGACCAGGCUGGAAGCUGUGCACCCCCAGGCCCAGGCGGGGAGCUCAAAGAGGAGCGGGGCGGCCAGGCCGAGAGCACUGCCAGUGGUGCGGAGCAGACAGAAAAGGCCGACGCCCCCCGGGAGCCCCUGCCCGUGGAGCUCAAGCCGGACCCCACCGGUGGUAUGGCUGCAGCAGAAGCUGAGGCUGCCUUGUCGGAGAGCUCAGAGCAAGAAAUGGAGGUGGAGCCGGCCAGCAAGGGAGAAGAGGAGCCCGAGGAGGAAGAUGCGGGGCGCACCGAGGCCGGGGAAGAGGCCUACGGCUGCGAGGAGUGCGGCAAGAGCUACCGGCUCAUCAGCCUGCUCAACCUGCACAAGAAGCGGCACUCGGGCGAGGCGCGCUACCGCUGCGAGGACUGCGGCAAGCUCUUCACCACCUCGGGCAACCUCAAGCGGCACCAGCUGGUGCACAGCGGCGAGAAGCCCUACCAGUGCGACUACUGCGGCCGCUCCUUCUCCGACCCCACGUCCAAGAUGCGCCACCUGGAGACGCACGACACCGACAAGGAGCACAAGUGCCCGCACUGCGACAAGAAGUUCAACCAGGUGUGCGGCGCGGCCGGCCUGGGCCGAGGGGCCACGGCAGGACGCCCUCGCCUCCCACCAGGAGAGAAGCCCUACCUGUGUGACAAGUGCGGGCGCGGCUUCAACCGGGUGGACAACCUGCGCUCCCACGUGAAGACUGUGCACCAGGGCAAGGCGGGCAUCAAAAUCCUGGAGCCGGAGGACGGCGGUGAGGUCAGCGUGGUGACCGUGGACGACAUGGUCACCCUGGCCACCGAGGCCCUGGCGGCGACGGUUGAGAUCAGCAAAGCCGUAAAGCAAGUGCAGGAAGAAGACCCCAACACCCACAUCCUCUACGCCUGUGACUCCUGCGGGGACAAGUUCCUGGAUGCCAACAGUCUGGCGCAGCACGUCCGGAUCCACAAGGCCUGGAGGACCGGGCAGCUGGGGAAGGAAGGGGGCAGUGGGAAGGGAGAGCCAGGCGGCCCAGACAGCGGCAGCGCCGAGGACUCAUUGGCUUCGCCCCCUCUGGCUGCUUCUGCAGUGGCUCAAGAGCACUUUCACCCUGGAGAUCGAGGGAGGCUGAGGACUGUCCUAGUCCCGGCAGGCUGUGGGGGAGUCCUCUCGGGCCUGGAGAAGCAGGAGGCUCUGCAAGGGGGUUAUCAGUAA
Molecule: messenger RNA, 1745 nt
Organism: Fukomys damarensis (Damara mole-rat)
Lineage: Eukaryota; Metazoa; Chordata; Mammalia; Rodentia; Bathyergidae
Gene: Zbtb17
Product: zinc finger and BTB domain containing 17
Biological process (GO): regulation of transcription by RNA polymerase II
Cellular component (GO): nucleus
Molecular function (GO): protein binding; RNA polymerase II cis-regulatory region sequence-specific DNA binding; DNA-binding transcription factor activity, RNA polymerase II-specific
Source: RefSeq, a predicted model, not a curated record